Molecule: messenger RNA, 2384 nt
Organism: Cryptomeria japonica (Japanese cedar)
Lineage: Eukaryota; Viridiplantae; Streptophyta; Pinopsida; Cupressales; Cupressaceae
Product: RHOMBOID-like protein 2
Exons: 6
Coding region: 543-1703 (386 amino acids)
Biological process (GO): proteolysis
Cellular component (GO): membrane
Molecular function (GO): serine-type endopeptidase activity
Source: RefSeq, a predicted model, not a curated record
UUGUAUGUGGGAUAAAUUUAGAAAACACAUUCUAAUGUGGACCCCGGAAAGGAUUUUUUUCGAUCAUGAAGAAGUCUGGUUAAUUUGACUUAGUAAUCCAAGCUUUCCCACCUUGUCGUUACAGCAAAACCUUGCUUGGAAUAAUGAUUGCUAAGACUUUGGUCCAUUGGAUGCCAUGAGUGGCGGUGCUUAGAUAGCAAUACAGUUCAUCUUUUAAGCAAGAUAGGUAGUUUACCCUAGAACGAAAUGCUUCAAUUCAGAUGAGUUUUGAAGGAAGCGUGGGGUAUGCAAACAAUCAAUGAAAUUUAUAUGGGUUUUCAGGCUCACCAUACCCCUAAAAAAACCAAUGUGGUUUGACUAAUCUUGCCUAAAGAUUGCACGGGUAUUACUGCAAAAAUCUAUCUGGGUAGUCUAAUUUUGCCAAAAAAUUAGCUGGGCAUUGUAGAAUCGGUGAAUUUGGUAAACGAAAAGUGGAGUUGGAAUAAUUGUUUUGGGUUUUUUUCGCUGCAUACAGAUUGUUUUGAGAUACCCACUUAAUCAUAAUGGGGGAAUCCAGUUAUCUGGACAUCGAAAGAAGAGGAUCAAUUGAUAGCAGCCGAAGAGAUAGUAAAACGAUCCACCCGAUUCAUGAUUCUGCAAUGAGGGCUUCUGCGGUGCCAUACUAUGAUGACAGGUAUAACGGGAGGAAGAGGGGUGCCUGGCUUAUCACACUAUUUGUGGUAUUGAAUGUUGCAGUAUUCAUUGUGGCAAUGUUCAUCAAUAAUUGUCCCAAGGAUUCAGGACGGGACAACUGUACCAUCAGGUUUCUGGGAAGGUUCUCAUUCCAGCCCCUCAAGGAGAAUCCUCUGUUUGGCCCGUCAUCCUCAACUUUGGAGAAAAUGGGAGCUCUUGUUUGGAAUAAAGUGGUCAAACAGCACCAAGGAUGGCGCCUUAUCACAUGCAUUUGGUUGCAUGCUGGGGUAGUUCAUCUGCUUGCCAACAUGCUAAGUCUCUUGUUCAUAGGGGUUCGCCUUGAGCAGGAGUUUGGCUUCGUGAGGAUUGGAAUAGUUUAUCUUCUCUCUGCUUUUGGUGGUAGUGUGAUGUCAGCCCUUUUUAUCCAGAACGGUGUAUCAGUUGGAGCAUCUGGUGCUUUAUUUGGGUUGUUAGGAGCUAUGCUUUCAGAACUUAUCACAAACUGGACAAUCUAUGCCAAUAAGUUUGCAGCAAUUAGUACGCUGAUUCUCAUCAUUGUUGUCAACUUAGCUUUUGGGUUGCUACCUCACGUAGAUAACUUUGCCCAUCUUGGAGGGUUUUUAUCUGGAUUUCUUCUUGGAUUUGUGUUUCUGGUUCGGCCUCAGUUUGGAUGGGUAAACCUCAGGGAUGUUCCCCCUGGUUAUGGUACAAAUUCAAUUGCCAAAUCUAAGUACAAGCCAUACCAAUAUGUUCUGGGGCUGCUGGCUCUUCUUCUACUUAUUAUUGGGUUUACUGUCGGCUUGGUAAUGCUAUUUCGUGGAGAGAAUGCAAACAAACAUUGCAGCUGGUGCCAUUAUCUAGAUUGCGUGCCAACAAGCAGGUGGAAUUGUAACGACAGAACUAUUUCUUGCCAGGAAAUGGAUAGUGGGAAUUCAUUUACAUUGACAUGUGAUAAUGGCAAGACUAAAAUAUAUGACGCAAAUGCUUCCGACUCUAGAAAAAGACAGCUUUGUAUUCAACAAUGCUCCUAGUUUAAACUCCGUUGUGCGCUAUUAAUUCUUAGUUGAAAGAAUGGAGGGCAUGAGUUGGUGAUUGUUUUUUGCUGACCACAUUCUUAACUGCUUGUAAAUUAAAUAAGUGAUUGAACGCAUUGCCAUAUCGUAUAGGUAUUACUAUUCUUUGCUAGUAAUUAGUGGUUCAGAGUCCAGACAUUGAUACUGGGUGGGAUCCCUUUUUGUAUAGUUGUAAUAUUCUAUAUGUUUGUCUCUUUUCCAAUAAAUUUAGCAUACCCAGCUCAGCUUAUAUACUAAUGAAGCACUUGGAGACGCAUUGGUUGGUACAAGUUCAUGAUUGAACAUAAACUCAAUUUUGCGAAGAAACUAGUUCCAAUGAUGAUAAAAAAGGAGUUGGAUAUACAAUAUUUGUUGGGUGUAAUGUAGGAAGGUGUCUUGUGCAUUGGAUUUCCAAGCACAAUUUAUAUUGGUGAUACUGGUACCAUUCUCUACUCUUAUGGUAAGCAAAUACCAUGCUGUACUACUUUUGUAAGAAUUGCAGUGAUUGGCAGAUGUGGCUACUAUGUACCCCAACAGCCCCUAUCCAUGAAAGUGAUCACUUGUUACGUUGAAUGGUCUACAUGUAUAAUUUGCAAUUGGAUAUUUUUUUUCUAUUUAAAAUUGAAUGGGAUCCUUUGUACGGAUAACAGUUUUGAAUGA